AGGGACAAGCGGGCCCGAUCCCCCCCUUCCCCCCACCCCUCAGAAGAACUUUCCCUGCAUAGCAACGAGGAGUGGGAGCCGACCCAGGAGGAGGAUACGACCGACCAGGCAUGCAGUGACCAGUCGCGGUCGUCAAGGGACCAAAUGGAUAAGUCAAAGAAAAAGAAAAAGCCUAGCAAGGCAAGAAGCCAGCCAGAGGAGCAGUCGGAGGAGGAAGCCUCUGGUGAAGAUGCAGUACCGAAGAAGCCGCGUGGACCCAGAUACACUGAGGCGGAAAACUGUGCCCUAGUGGAUGGCGUCGACAGGUUCUACGACGUUCUGUAUGGACCAAGGGCGCAGACCACAGCAGCUAAGACCAAGCGAAACAUCUGGGAUGCCAUCGCGAGACAAGUCACUGCAGUAUCUGGAAACCGCCAGAGCACCAGAAACUGCAUGAAGCGGUACAGUGAUUGCCGCAGACAGACCAAAAAGAAGAUGGGGAUUCAGCGCCGACAUGAGACAGCUACGGGAGGUGGUCCAGCUCUCAAUCUGAAGUGGCUACCCUGGGAGGACGUUAUUAAAAGGCGCAUGAACCCUGCCAUGGUCCAAGGAGUUCGCAGAGGUGUGGACUCCAGCCGUCCUGCUGGCUUUCCCGAGGAGGAAGAACCGCCCAGAAGACGGAAGACGGCGGGAGAUAAGCAGUCCAAAAGGAGGCCUGAUGACAGGCCUGCCCAGAGGACAUCACCUGCGCGCAGGACAUCGCCAGCGCGUGGACCAUCACCUGCGCAGCAAGCAUCGGGAGCGCGCAGAUCAUCACCUGCGCGCCACACAUCAUCAGCGCGCAGAAAGUCACCUGUGCGCCAGACAUUGUCAGCACGCAGACCAUCACCUGCGCGCCAGACAUCAGCGCGCAGAACGUCACCUGUGCGCCAGACACCGUCGGGGACCACACCACCAGAUGGGCGCCAAACUACAUCUCCUGCGCGCAGGCCAUCACCAGAUCGUCAUCUCCCCAGGAGCUCUGGGACUGUGACCGAAGAGCCUCAACAAGACACUACCCUUGUGGACCCAUCACCCGAACUGUUUGAGUCUACAGGGUUAACGGAUGAGACUUUUCUUGGGUUUGAAGACAGCCGUGCAGAAGUAUCCAGCCGGACCCUUGAAAAGUCUCCAGAAUUUGUUAGGGUCUCCUGCCCUGUGCUGCCACGUCGUCAUGGCAACCGGGAGACAAGUGCUAGUGGAGUAACCUGAGCGCAGCUGAUACUCCGGUUCGGGUCUUUUGCUGUGCAGUGGUUAUAGGCUCUGUGCACGGCAGGGGAUCCGGUGCUGGUUUUUGUGCUCACGGUCUGUGAGGUCUGAGUGGGGCGUGGACAGCACCUGCUUUAUAAGGCCUCUUU
Molecule: messenger RNA, 1376 nt
Organism: Pseudophryne corroboree (corroboree frog)
Lineage: Eukaryota; Metazoa; Chordata; Amphibia; Anura; Myobatrachidae
Product: myb-related transcription factor, partner of profilin-like
Exons: 3
Coding region: 145-1230 (361 amino acids)
Cellular component (GO): nucleus
Source: RefSeq, a predicted model, not a curated record